Molecule: messenger RNA, 1133 nt
Organism: Triticum dicoccoides
Lineage: Eukaryota; Viridiplantae; Streptophyta; Magnoliopsida; Poales; Poaceae
Exons: 6
Coding region: 184-852 (222 amino acids)
Source: RefSeq, a predicted model, not a curated record
GCGCUGCAGGCGCGUGCAGGAUUCGCCGCCUCGUACCACAAUCCCCAAACCGCUGCCCUAGCCCGGUUCCGCAGACUCGACGGCGCUUCCUCCAGCCUACCCGUGGCGGCUGCUACCCACCGCGAGAAUCGGCGGCGAACAGGCGGCCAGUGAGCUCCAUCUGUUUCUGGCGAUUUGUUUUCCAUGGAUCAGGACAUACGUCUUGUUUUUCCAGAAGUUCGAAAAUGUAUUGCGCGUAUUUCCUUUUGUCGGGAGGGCGAGACAAAGGAGUUGAGGCAUAUGGUAAUUCCUGGAAUCGUCGUUGCAGUUGAUACGGAUGGAUCGGCUACGAUAGUUGCAAACCCUGUGUUUUUUAAGAUGUGCCCUGAAUUCAAAUUGAGUUUUCCAAAUGAUACUGCCGCCGGUUAUGAAAAAGAACGGAAGCUUUUCUCCACUAUGGUGGAUUAUCGCGACAAAUUUUGUACAUUUAAGCUGAAACCGGAAGUAAAUGGAUUUGUGCAACCAGCAAAGAUUGAGACUAAGCCCUUGAAAGCUGCUGAUUAUGCUGAUGCCUUCAUAUUUCCACGGAAAGACUUUAUUACACCAGCUGCUUAUUGCAAAGGGGGUGUCGUGAAUGGAACAGAAGCAAAAACAGAAGUUAUGCUUGAGAGUGCAUCUCAUGAGUAUGCAUAUCUGGGGUCACCAAUAUUCAAUAGGAAUGGUGCCCUCGUUGGAAUUAGUUAUGCUGAUAUUGGUUGUUUGAUCGCGUGGACAACGCAGGAAUUACGUGAUGAUGUGCUUAAACAUCUGAGUGGCAUUUCGUAUGUCUCGGAUGGAAUUCCAGUGGAACAAGCCCCUGUGCAGCAAAAUUAACACAUAUUGUAGCAGAUCCAAGCUGAGAAGAUGUGAGAAAGAGCUAAAGAGGUUGAAGUCCGUGGAAUUGAAUGAUUAAUGGACUGCUGGUCUCUUUUCUUGCUGAAAAUUUGAAGUUGCUAACUUUUGGAAUGUAAUUUGCACUAGUGUGGUGCUGGUGCUGGUGCACAUCUUAUUCUUUGCACCUUUUUGCUUUGUUUAAUUUCACUUGUGACUUGAGGGACUAAGUAAUUGUAUGAAUGAUGUGUUGAUCUUGAUGCUUCUUACACUAUUUUAUGAAA